AUGUCUACUGCUAGCGAUCGUGUUGAGGUGACGGAGCCUAAACGCGUGUACGAUGCACAGCCAAAGUCACAUCAAGCCAUGGAUGCUCAGCAGCCGCAUCCCGAGACGACAGACGACGUCAACAUGCGCGGAGGCGAUGACGGCGAUUGCUGUCCCGGCCGCUUUUGCUUCAUUAUCCCCUGCCCGAUUCCCAUCGACUGCUGCAUCUUCCCAUGCCCGUGCUAA
This is a messenger RNA of Trichoderma harzianum CBS 226.95, 225 nucleotides long. RefSeq lists its product as hypothetical. The transcript is spliced from 2 exons. The record is from RefSeq and is a predicted model, not a curated record. Bases 1 to 225 code for a protein of 74 amino acids. NCBI's taxonomy places the organism in Eukaryota, Fungi, Ascomycota, Sordariomycetes, Hypocreales, Hypocreaceae.